Molecule: messenger RNA, 3366 nt
Organism: Chelonoidis abingdonii (Abingdon island giant tortoise)
Lineage: Eukaryota; Metazoa; Chordata; Testudines; Testudinidae
Source: RefSeq, a predicted model, not a curated record
AUGAGAGGAGUAAUGAGGCAACGAAUGCUGAAUCCGGACCACUGGCCAAUGCUCCUCUGUCUCCAGCUGCAGUGGCAGAUUGGUGAGGGCAAGUGUAUCAAGGACAAUUAUGUAAUCAAUGUGAUGCAGCAGAAUCAAUCAGACCUUCCAUGGACCUUCGAUAAAAUAAAACCAGCUGUGCAGCUGGGACUACGUAUUGUAGAAGAGCAGCUGCAGAAGGCAGGAGAAAAUGUGACAAUCAAUGCCACCUACCAUAGCUUCAACACAUCACUGUAUGUCUCACAGGGCUGUAGCACUACCACCUGUGAAGGUGUGGAGGUCAUCAAGCAACUCCAUAAUAGCGACACACUUGGCUGCGUUGUCCUGGGACCCAUUUGUACUCAUGCCACGUACCAGAUGGUCUCCUUUGACACAAUAUUGGGCAUCCCUCUGAUCUCUGCAGGGAGCUUUGGGCUGUCAUGUGACUAUAAAGACAACCUAACUCGAAUCCUGACUCCAGCCAGGAAACUGAUCUACUUCUUCGUUGAUUUCUGGAAAAAGUCCAAUUUGCCAUUCAAAACCAGCUCCUGGGAAUCCACCUACCUCUAUAAGACAGAUAACACCACAGAAGACUGCUUCUGGUACCUUAAUGCACUGGAGGCUGGAGUUUCAUACUUCUCUUCAGAGGUGAAGUUCAAAGAGGUUUUAAGGACACCAGAACAAUUAAAGAAAAUUGUGAAGGAUCAGAGCCGGAAAAGCAAUGUGAUCAUCAUGUGUGGCUCCCCAGCUAAGGUCAAGACAAUCCUAGGGGAAGAGAAAGUGGAUGAGGACAUAGUCAUCAUCCUGGUGGAUCUUCACAAUAACAUCUACUUUCAGAACACCACCAAAUCAGACAGUUAUAUGCGGAAUGUCCUUGUCUUGACGCUGCCACCACCCAGUUACACACCGAAUUCCAUGAAUUCCACAGAAGAAUACCUGCUGAAUAAUGACUAUAUUGUCGGCUAUUUGGAUGGAGUCUUGCUCUUUGGACACGUCCUGAAGAAACUUCUAAUCUCCCAACAGCCAAUCAAGAGUCCCACUGAUUUCAUUGAACAGUUUCGGAACGUCACGUUUAAAGGUGCAUUGGGUCCAGUGACCCUGGAUGAAUUUGGAGAUCUUGAUGUCAAUUUGUCUCUGUUGUAUACAUCAGUAGAUUCCUAUCAAUUCCAGACCCUCCUGCAGUAUGACACUCAUCAGAAUGAGACAAAACCAAUGACUACCAGCCCAUCUUUCAUCUGGAGGAACCAGAAGCUUCCUAAUGACAUUCCAAGCACCGGCCCGCACAUCCUGACUAUCGCUGUCUUUGCACUCACUGGGACCGUGGUGUUGGUUCUGAUCAUCGUUCUGCUAGUGUUGAGAAAGUACAGGAGAGAUAUUGCAUUUCGGCAGAAGAAAUGGUCUCACAUCCCCCCUGACAAGAUCCUGCCUCUGGAGACCAAUGAGACAAGCCAUGUCAGUCUGAAGAUUGAUGAAGACAAGAGGCGUGACACAAUCCAGAGACUGCGCCAAGCCAAAUAUGACAAGAAGGUGGUGAUCCUGAAAGAUCUCAAACACAAUGAUGGGAAUUUCACAGAGAAAGAAAAGAUAGAACUGAACAAGCUCCUCCAGAUCGACUACUACAACCUGACAAAGUUCUAUGGCACAGUGAAGAUGGACACGAUGAUCUUUGGGGUGACUGAAUACUGUGAAAGAGGAUCAUUGCGGGAUGUCUUAAAUGAUAAGAUCUCCUACCCAGAUGGCACCUUCAUGGACUGGGAGUUUAAAAUCUCUGUCAUGUAUGAUAUUGCCAAGGGAAUGUCCUACCUGCACUCAAGCAAAACUGAGGUCCAUGGCCGCCUCAAGUCCACAAACUGUGUAGUGGACAGCCGCAUGGUGGUGAAGAUCACUGAUUUUGGCUGCAAUUCCAUUCUUCCUCCAAGGAAAGAUCUGUGGACAGCUCCUGAACACCUUCGUCAUGCUGAUGUGUCUCAGAAAGGUGAUGUGUACAGCUAUGGAAUCAUUGCACAGGAGAUCAUCUUGCGCAGGGAGACCUUCUACACUAACUGCUGCUGGGACCAUAAAGGAUUUGACAAAUCAAAAUUUUGGAUGAAAAACUUUGUCAAAAAAUUCCUGACCAGCUCUGCAGCAAAGGGGGAUAUGAGAAAUGUCUACAAUUACUUUAAGGGCAUGAACACGAAGGGCCAGACCUUCACAGAGAAACUUUACAGAGUGGAGAGUGGCAAAGGAGUUAGACCCUUCCGCCCAGACCUGGUCCCAGAGACUGCAGGAGAAGGAGAGCUGGAAGUGUAUAUGCUUGUAAAAAGUUGCUGGGAGGAAGAUCCAGAGAAAAGGCCUGACUUUAAGAAAAUUGAGAGCACUCUUGCUAAAAUAUUCAGUAACUACCAUGGUCAGACCAAUGAAAGCUACAUGGAUACCUUGAUCCGGCGUCUGCAGCUGUAUUCGCGGAACCUAGAGCAUCUGGUAGAGGAGAGGACGGAGCUCUACAAGGCAGAAAGGGACAGAGCGGACAGGCUUAACUUCAUGCUGCUCCCACGGCCAGUGGUAAAAUCUUUGAAGGAAACUGGGAGGGUAGAGCCAGAGCUGUUUGAAGCAGUAACCAUCUACUUCAGCGACAUUGUCGGCUUCACAACGCUAUGCAAAUACAGCACCCCCAUGGAAGUGGUGGACAUGCUCAAUGACAUCUAUAAGAACUUUGACCACAUUCUUGACCAUCAUGAUGUUUACAAGGUGGAGACCAUUGGUGAUGCGUACAUGGUGGUGAGUGGCUUACCAAAGAGAAAUGGCAACCGCCAUGCAGUGGACAUCUGUAUGAUGGCACUGGAUAUCCUUAGUUUCAUGGGGUCCUUUGAAUUACGACAUCUUCCAGGCCUGCCUGUUUGGAUUCGCAUUGGGAUUCACUCUGGUCCAUGUGCGGCUGGUGUGGUUGGGAUUAAGAUGCCUCGUUACUGUUUAUUUGGAGACACGGUUAACACAGCUUCAAGGAUGGAAUCCACAGGUUUACCUUUACGGAUUCAUGUAAGUGGGUCUACUAUCACCAUCCUGAAGAGGACAGACUGGCAUUUCCAGUAUAAAAUGAGAGGAAAGACGUACCUGAAGGGCAAAGGAACUGAGAUUACCUAUUGGCUGACAGGGGUGAAGGACCAGCAGUAUAAUCUCCCAACACCUCCUUCUGUGGAGAAUCAGCAGCGGUUGCGAGAUGACUUAGCGGGGAUGAUAACAGAGUGUCUGGAGAAAAAGCAAACUGAAGGGGUCCUGGUGCGUGAGCCUUCCCGGGUGGCCAGCUACCGAAAAGGCACCCUAGAGUACCUGCAGUUGGCCACCACAGAAAACUCCAGCACCUAUCAGUAA